AUGGAUGAGAUUCGGACCGGCAACCGUAGAUCUAUUCGCCUCGCGCGAAAACAGCCAUUGUCCUAUGUUCUUCUCGCUAAAGGACGCUUUUCCUCCCCUGUGCCUGAUAACUCCAACACUGGCCAGGGUGAGAGAGAAGGGCCUGUCUCUCAUCCUGAUAGCACCCAGGUGGCCCAAAGCACUGUGGCUGGCAGAGAUAAUUCCUCUGUUAUAUGCCCAGCCAUGGUGCCUCCCCCUCUGCACAGAUCUAUUAUCUCAAGCGAACGGGGAGAUUUAUCACCCACACCCGGACAGGGUGGCUCUCUGGGCCUGGCCCGUGAGAGGACAAACUUAAACGUGCUAGGACUUCCCCCGUGUGUGGUUGCUACUAUACAGAAUGCCAGGGCCGUGUCUACUCGGUCCUUAUAUGGCUGUAAGUGGCAGGUGUUUGAAGGGUGGUGUGAUGGGCGUCGUCUCACAUCAUAUCAGUGCUCAGUUCCUGAUAUUUUGUGUUUUUUACAAGACCUUAUGGAUAAAGACAGGUCUUUUUCCACCAUUAAGGUCUACCUGGCGGCUAUUUCUGCAUCUCAUGUGGGCUUUGAGGGCUCAAUGGUCGGGCAGCAUAGUCUAAUCCGCAGAUUUAUGAAGGGUGCCCGUCGUUCUUUGCCCGUUAUCAGGAGAACUGUUCCUGAAUGGGACCUCUCCAUGGUGCUGGAGGCUCUGUCUCAAUCCCCUUUUGAGCCCCUGGGAAGUAUUUCCCUGAAGCUGCUGUCCUUCAAGACAGCUUUGCUCUUGGCCUUGGCUUCAGCUAAACGUGUCAGUGAGCUUCAUGCACUCUCGGUUCAUUCCUCGUGCACCAAAUUCUCUCUUAGUGGAGAUAAGGUUUUUCUUAAGCCGAACCCGGCUUUUUUGCCUAAGUGCUUCCCUGCAUUUACAUCGGAGGUGUUGGAGCUGUCCGCUUUUCACCCUCCACCUUUUUCUUCCACUGAGGAUCAGAGGCUGAAUGCUCUGUGUCCAGUUCGUGCAUUACAGACGUAUAUGACUAGGACCAGUGCUUUCCGGAAGAGCGACCAGCUCUUUAUUUCAUGGGCGCCCCCGCACAGGGGGAGUCCCAUAUCUAAGCAACGCCUUUCACAUUGGCUUGUGGAAGCUAUUGCUUUGGCAUAUGAAUCGAUGGGUGUGCAGCCCCCAGGGAACAUCAGAGCUCAUUCCACAAGGGGCUUAGCCGCCUCUUGGGCCUCUUGGGCCGGAGUGUCGCUACAGGACAUCUGCUCUGCUGCCAGCUGGGCCUCUCCCCAU
Messenger RNA from Sinocyclocheilus rhinocerous, 1278 nucleotides. RefSeq lists its product as uncharacterized. Gene Ontology annotation, molecular function: DNA binding. Gene Ontology annotation, biological process: DNA integration; DNA recombination. NCBI's taxonomy places the organism in Eukaryota, Metazoa, Chordata, Actinopteri, Cypriniformes, Cyprinidae. The transcript has a single exon. The annotation marks the transcript as partial. The record is from RefSeq and is a predicted model, not a curated record.